UUGUAAACACGAUGGCGGCUGCCGGUGUUGCUGCACCACAAACCGGCACACAAGAUGACGAAGAAUGGCUUUAUGGGGAUGAUAAUAAAGAGGCACAAGAAAAAGCUAGUGGGGUUGCUGAACCAACAAAACACAGUAGAUCUGACAGAAAAGAUGACAGAGAAGCUGGAGAAUUGAGUGGCGAGGAGGAAUCACAAUCACAAGGAAAAGAAAAUGCUGCAGAACGUGAAUCUGAAGAUAGCGAUGAGGAUUCUGAUGAUGAUGUUCAGGUCACAAUUGGUGAUAUACAAACUUUUCCUAUGAAUGAUGCAUCUAGAAAUUUAUUUAAGACACAAGGUGGAUACCACAAGUCUGCUGGUGGAGCCAUCAGAGCAAUAACAUCAACAGGGACGACCAAGGGCGUGGAUGUAGAGGCAGUAGGAAGUAUUAAUGGUGUACCUACUUAUGACUUUGAUCUUGAUGGUAUACAGGCUGAAGAUAAACCAUGGAGAAAACCAGGUGCUGACAUAACGGAUUAUUUUAACUAUGGGUUUAACGAAGAUACAUGGAGACAAUACUGUGAUAGACAGAGAAGAAUGAGGUCAGAAGCUGGAUCCAUGGGAGGGAGGACUUAUGCAACAGUACGACCCAUUGGAGAUCCAAAGAAAGAUUUACUAGGUGAUUCAGUAAGAUCUGUUCCUGUUUUGGAGAACAGGAAGCCAGUCACUACCAGAAAAAUUGCUGGUACCAUUGAUGUUAUAGGGAGUACAGCUAGAGAUUCAAGGCGACCUGAUUCUACUGGAGAUCCUAUUCCGACAACAGGGAAAUCUUACACAACAGACCCUACAGCAGGAAUACCUGGCUUGCCACCAGGGAUACCACCCCCAGAUUAUUCAGUGCCACCUCCAGGAUUACCACCACCUGGAUACCCUCCUCCUGGUGUUCCUUUAACUAGUGUUCCACCUCCAGGAGCCAUACCUGGCUAUGAACAUUACUAUCCACCACCAGCAACCAGAUUUGAUGAAAGAGGAUCUAGUUACUAUGAUUCACAGGCAUAUGGGGCAGCUUAUAAUGAUUCACAUUCUGCUUGGGAUAACAGGGGUACUGGUUACAGAUGGGAUUCUGGUCGUGAAAGGAGCCCAGCUAGGUCUGAGUCCGAUUUCAGCAGUUCAGGAAGUGAAAGAGAUUUCAGAUACAGAGAUCGGAGAUAUGAUAGAGAUCGAGAUCGAGAUAGGGACAGGAGUCCAUUUAGAAGAGAACGAGACCGUUACAGUAAUAGAGACCGUGAAAGGGACAGAGACCGUGAUAGGGACAGGGACCGGGAUAGAGAAAGGGACCGUGAUCGUGACAGGGAAAGGGACCGCUACAGAGAAAGAGACACAUCAAGAACUAGAGAAGGUUCUAAAGAUGUCAGGAUUAAGGAAGAAAAACAUCAUAAAUCUAGUAGAAGGAAAAAGGAUGAUGAAGAUUCUGAUCACCAUAAAACUAAACAUAAAAAGAAGAAGAUUAAGAAAGAGAAGGAUGAUGAUGAUCAGUAUCCUCCAGUUCUUACGCAGGAGAUGCCUCAAGUCAAAUCAGAACCUUCAUCAUGAUCUUCUUUGUCUAAUAUCAUUGUGUCAUAUUGUCAUGUCGUUAAUAAAUGAUGUAUAUAUAA
Mytilus californianus (California mussel) is the source of this 1633-nucleotide messenger RNA. Its product is annotated as pre-mRNA 3'-end-processing factor FIP1-like. The transcript has 17 exons. Gene Ontology annotation, molecular function: RNA binding. Bases 12 to 1571 code for a protein of 519 amino acids. NCBI's taxonomy places the organism in Eukaryota, Metazoa, Mollusca, Bivalvia, Mytilida, Mytilidae. The record is from RefSeq and is a predicted model, not a curated record. Gene Ontology annotation, cellular component: mRNA cleavage and polyadenylation specificity factor complex.